Messenger RNA from Aspergillus aculeatus ATCC 16872, 582 nucleotides. RefSeq lists its product as uncharacterized. The coding region runs from base 1 to 582 and encodes 193 amino acids. Lineage: Eukaryota; Fungi; Ascomycota; Eurotiomycetes; Eurotiales; Aspergillaceae. The transcript has 2 exons. The record is from RefSeq and is a predicted model, not a curated record.
AUGUCCUCAUCUAGCAUGCUUCCGCCCGUAGGGCCUGUAGGCCAUGUCUACCCCCGACGACGACGCCAAAGCAGCAGCAGCAGCAGCAGCAGCAGCAGCAGGCAGUGCUCCUGGACCAGGCCCCGACCGAAGCCCCGGGGAGGCUCCCGCGGAUACUCCACCGACGACGAAGACGAGGUCCUCUACGACCUGGACGAAGCCGCCCUGGCGCAGCUGCCCGUGCACCUCCAAGACACCAUGCGCGAGCUGCAGCUGGAGCGCGUCCACCGGUUCCAGCAGCAGCAACAGCAGCAGCAGCAGAGCGCCCACAACGAGCUCCAGCUCUGUCGGCCCGUCUACCACAGCGACUAUGCCGAGACAUGGUUCAAGAACAUGAUGGCCCGGCUGUCGGCGGACCAGGAGAUGAGUGAGGCCCACUACCAUCUGCGACAGGCCCAGGGAAACACCUACCAGCAGGAUGAAAGUUGGCGCUCGCAACAGCAGCAGUGGUCUGUCAACCGGCAGAAUGAUAUUCAGGCUGCUGCUGCCGCGGCCGCGGCCGUUGCCAUGGGGGGAAACAGAAAUAUCCCCGCUUUAUCAUGA